AUGCCCACCCAAGGCGACAGGACACGCUCCUACCCAAAUGGCAUCUCCCCUCCUGGGCCAUUAUAUGGUCUUCCGUGCCUAACGAUCGACGACACCCUUCUCGGGUUGCGCACCAUCUCCAUCGCGUCUCAGACCUCGUUCUCACAAAGGCCGACGCCCGACCUGGAGCUUGCGGCUUGCAGAGCUUUACUGAAUGCCCGUCGACCAAUCAACACACUCCCCAUCGAGCUUCUAGUUGAGAUCCUCUUGCGCCUACCGUCCGAUGGACUUGAUGUCGCGACGACAGCGCCCAGCAUACCGCAGUGCUUUCAAUGCAUGCUCGUCUGCCGUCACUGGCGCGGCGUCAUCAUCUCCAACAGGUGUUUCUGGCGCACAAUCCAUACUGGCGAACGCACGCGCUGGCUGCAGCUUUCCCUUGCUCGGGCAGGAGAGGCGAACCUCCGUCUGAAGUUCACCAAGGCCGCCGGGUUCAUCUCCGCGCUGCCCAAACUCCUUCCCCGGCGUGAUCACAUCGAGCGUCUGGACUUCACAUGCCAAACGUUGUCCGACAUCCGAGCUCUAGCCCCACUCAUCUCCGCGCCCCUUCCAUGCGUGGCGGAGUUCGCUAUACUGUCCGGGAGUACAGGGAACUCGUCCCCUGACAUAGCAAGGGAGGACCUUUUCGUGUUCCAUCCGGAGAACUUCCCGGCACUGGUCAAGCUCAAGCUCGUCUGUGCUAGUGUCCCAUGGACUACCUCGUUCCUAUCCGGACUACGCUCGCUGUACCUGCGCAGCUGCCGGAUCUACCCCUCAGCCUUGCCUAUCCGUGAAAUAUUGAACAUUCUGCGAUGCGGGGACAAUCUUGAGGAGCUGACCUUACACGACUUCCUGAGUACAGCGUGCUCUGUGGACGAACCUGGCCACUCUUAUUCCACGGACGUGGUAAAACUCCCCCGCCUCCGCAAGCUCGACGUAUCUGACGCACCCGCGUGGAUCGCCGAGCUCGUGGCUCACAUCCAACUGUCCCCGGAGGGCGAUGUCGCGCUGACCGGUCAGGUCGAAGACCCCCAGAGCGUCUCCGGACUUGGGCUUGCGUCCAUGCUCCCUCGGAGCCUCGCUGGCGCGAGCUUCCUGCGAUCCGCGACCAGCGCCAGCCUCGUCAUGCUCGAAGGCAAACACUGGGUCGUGUGCGAGACGCCGGACCCACUGAAGGUCACGCUCCAGCUCCGCGCGCGCACCCCGCGCGUGUUGUGGACGCAGACCUUGGACGACGGCCUGAAGCACUUCAUGACGCUCUUCCGCGCCGCACCUUUGACCAGGCUCACGCUCCAGUGCGAGCUCGUCAAGGUGGCUCCAGACGUGCUCGCAGACGCGCUGGACGCGUUCCCACACCUUCAGGACUUCACCGUCGCGAGUAGCGCGUUCGGACCCGACCCCUUCCCUAUGCACCUCUGCGACACUCUCCGCGCGCGUCCGGAAUCGGAAUGGGAGAAUGAGAAGGACGGGGGAGGGGACCACGUACGAUGCGCGUCUCUCAAGGUGCUGCGCCUGGAGAAGGUGCGCUGGGAGGACGGCGCGUUCAUGAACGCGAUUGCGGACUGUCUUCGCGAGCGGGAGAGGCUGGGAGCGCCUAGGCUGGAGCUGCUGGCGAUCACUGCGAGUCGUUCGCCGGAGGUGGAUUGGAGCGAGCCCGAUGCGCGCUUUGCGGUCAUUUUGAGUCCCAUGGUUGAUCGGUACGAGUUCUGUGGGAAGGCUUGGUAG
Molecule: messenger RNA, 1740 nt
Organism: Trametes versicolor FP-101664 SS1
Lineage: Eukaryota; Fungi; Basidiomycota; Agaricomycetes; Polyporales; Polyporaceae
Exons: 1
Coding region: 1-1740 (579 amino acids)
Molecular function (GO): protein binding
Source: RefSeq, a predicted model, not a curated record